Messenger RNA from Scomber japonicus (chub mackerel), 1799 nucleotides. RefSeq names its product zinc finger DHHC-type palmitoyltransferase 16a (gene zdhhc16a). The coding region runs from base 149 to 1396 and encodes 415 amino acids. The record is from RefSeq and is a predicted model, not a curated record. Gene Ontology annotation, molecular function: palmitoyltransferase activity. Lineage: Eukaryota; Metazoa; Chordata; Actinopteri; Scombriformes; Scombridae. The transcript is spliced from 10 exons. Gene Ontology annotation, cellular component: Golgi apparatus. Gene Ontology annotation, biological process: protein palmitoylation.
UAUUAACAGUGACAGAAGGUGCUUGAUCCUGCUCUUCUUCGCUUAAAUUUGGUGUUUUUGCCUCUUCUUCUGAAAAUGCUGACCGGACGGUUGGCUUCGGCAGUUUUCUUGCAUUCAUAAAUAAGUGAGUGCAUUUUACAGAUGCAGGAUGCGGUGGUGUCCCAACUCUAUUCUCCACCUGCUGCGCUGUGUGCGACUGCGGUUGUGUACAAGGAGAGGAAAGAACAGACUGCCCUUGUGGAUAAGGGAAAUAUGGGCCUACAUGAGACUGCUGGUGCGGUCACUGUACUUUAGCUCCCUCACAGACUCAGAUGUGGUUUUUGAUUCAGUCUUUGAACCAGUGUUUUGGACUGUGGAUUAUGUCACCCGUUGGUUUGGCCUGGUAAGUGUGUGUGUUUUUGUGUUGUGUGCUCAUUUAAUUAUUCUCAGACAGUUUUAUUUUGAACCUCUCUCUGUCUGCCCCCCUGUCUUUGUCUGUAAGGUGUUUGUUUGCUUGGUGGUGAUACUGGUCGGCUCCAUUGUGGUGAUAGCCUAUUUGGUCCUUCUGCCUUUGGUGCUCAACACUUACUCCCCUCCAUGGAUUGCUUGGCAUAUUUGUUUCGGACAUUGGAUCAUCGUCAUGAUUGCUUUUCAUUACUACAAGGCUGCCAAGAUCUCUCCUGGGGCACCACCUACAGAGAAAAAUGACAUUCCAUUUGUAGCCGUUUGCAAAAAAUGCAUCAUCCCCAAACCAGCAAGAACCCACCACUGCGGUAUCUGUAACAUGUGCAUUCUGAAAAUGGACCAUCAUUGUCCCUGGUUGAAUAACUGUGUGGGACAUUUUAACCACCGUUACUUCUUCUCCUUUUGUCUCUUCAUGACCUUGGGCUGUGUCUAUUGCAGCAUCAGUGGCAGAAACUUGUUCCUGGAUGCAUACAAUGCUCUUGAGCGCUUCAAGCAUUUGGAUGUGGAAAAACCAGGGGUACCAGUAACAGGAAUGGGACUUCUUAUAGGGCUUCUACCUCCUGGCCAGACUCACUAUCAGACAUCUGCACCUCCGUACACCUAUAAAGAUAAGAUGAUUCACAAGAGCAUCAUCUACAUGUGGGUGCUUACCAGCACAGCAGGAGUGGCACUAGGAGCUUUGACCAUUUGGCACGCAGUUCUCAUAUCCAGAGGAGAGACCAGCAUAGAAAGACACAUUAACAGCAGAGAAACACAGCGACUUGCCAAACGGAGAAAGGUAUACAAAAACCCAUUCAAUUAUGGCAGGUUGAAUAACUGGAAAGUCUUCUUCGGUGUAGAGAAGACAAGUCACUGGGUGACACGUGUCCUCCUUCCCUCCGGUCACGCCCCACGUGGUGAUGGAUUGACAUGGGACACUUUCCCAGUUAAAAAGGACUUGAUACCUGUAUGACACACUCUUCCUAGAGAUACUCGCAGUCUACAGACUUUGCUCUAUCCAGUCUGCUCUGGUCAUUUGAUCUGGUUGGCGUUAAAAUUCUCUUCCUGGUGGAGAAACGGAUUCAUGUCAACCUCCAAUACCUCAAACAAUACUGUGGCAUAGCUCAUGGUUUGACGGUCUACAUUUUUCAGCAGUGAUAAGGCAGCGUCUCUUGUAGGGUUUGUUAUCUUACUUGGGUUAGUCUGACAAACUGGUCUUACUUGAUUCUGAGAUAAUGAUGGGUUUGAUAUUUUUAUGUAAUGACUGACAUAUCAUUGGACUGAAGUACUUGUAAAGUAAUGAUUUUUUAAGAAAACUAUCCGCUCUUCCUGCCCAAGCUAAUAUUCAUUAAAAAACCUAAAAAAAAGAAAAAAAC